This is a messenger RNA of Hemicordylus capensis (graceful crag lizard), 5617 nucleotides long. It is a transcript of the gene OSBPL10, whose product is annotated as oxysterol binding protein like 10. NCBI's taxonomy places the organism in Eukaryota, Metazoa, Chordata, Lepidosauria, Squamata, Cordylidae. The transcript is spliced from 12 exons. The coding region runs from base 438 to 2771 and encodes 777 amino acids. The record is from RefSeq and is a predicted model, not a curated record. Gene Ontology annotation, cellular component: intracellular membrane-bounded organelle; membrane; cytosol. Gene Ontology annotation, molecular function: cholesterol binding.
GUGGCUGAACUAGGCGCCAGGCGCGAGCGGGGUUGCCUCUGCUUCUCCUCCCAUCAUCAUCACGCAGCUGGGUGGCGAUCUCCUGCCGUCCCUCCUCGGCUGGGGCAAGCGAGCGGCCAGGCACAGAUUCACGGCCGCGGCGGGCGUGAGAGGCCGGGCCUGAGGGAAUCUCGGGCACGGGGCGGAUCUCUCCACGGCCGGACACACAGCGCUGGCGCCACCUCCGCUCCCACCGGCUUUAGCAGCAGCCGCCCGUAGAAGCAGAAGCAGGGCGAGCGCGAGCGGGGAAGGCGGCCGUGGCUCCCUCGGUGGGCCUCCUUCCUCCCCAUCUCCCCGCGGAUGAGCCAGGUCUCUCCUAGCUUGCCGGUGGCUGCGGCAACGGCGGCUCUGUGCAGCCGAGGCCGGAGGAGCUGCCUGAGACCUCCCCUGCGGGCUCCAUGGAGAAGGCAGCGGCGACGGCGCAGGGCAGCGGCGAAAUCUUAGCAGCGGCUGCCAGCGGCGGAAGCAACAGCAGCAGCCGGAGCAGCAGCCGCCCCACGUCGGCGGGCUCCUCUCCUUGUUCCACCGCGAGCCGAGGGCUCUCGGGCCGGCAAGCAGCGGCGGCGGCAGCCGGGAGGCCGGAUGGAGGCGGCGGGAGCAGCAGCAGCCCGAGUUCGGCAGCGGCCAGCCCAGGGGGCGGGCUGGCGCUCGGCAGGAGGACGGAGCCGGUGCUGGAGGGGACCCUGAGCAAAUACACCAACCUCAUCCAGGGCUGGCAAAGCAGGUAUUUCAUGCUGGAUUUUGAGACUGGAAUUCUGCAGUAUUUUGUGAAUGAACAAAGUAAAAACCAGAAGCCGCGAGGUGUGCUAUCCUUGGCUGGGGCUGUAGUUUCUCUCAGUGAUGAAGCUCCAAACAUGUUGGUAGUAUACUCAGCUAAUGGAGAAAUGUAUAAACUGAGAGCUGGUGAUACAAAGGAGAGACAGUAUUGGGUGACUCAGCUCCGCUCCUGUGCCAAGCAUCAUAUGGAAACUAAUUCAAAGAACACUUCAACCUCACGAAUGAAAAACUUGUCUGUGCCUCAUGGAGGAUCCAACUCCACAUCUCCCAGCUCUCAAAAAAGCCUGAAUCAGAGUGGACCACCAGUUGUCACCAUUACACAUCACAAAUCGCCUGCAGCAGCUCGAAAAGCCAAGAGCCAGCAUCCUAACCAGCUCCAUGAAGUCAAAGAGAUCAUGAACCAAGUGGAGGGGCAGCAGAAGAACCUUGUGCAAGCCAUUGAAUCCCUUCCAGGUUCUGGUCCUCUUUCUGCCUUGGAUCAAGACUUGCUCCUUUUAAAAGCUACCUCUGCUGCUACCCUCAGCUGCCUUGGAGAAUGUCUGCAUUUGCUACAACAGAGCAUAAAUCAAGUUAGCCAGCACAGUGCCAGGACAUUGCAUGCAGACAGCAUUCUAGGAUGGCAUGGGCCAAAGUCGAAUUCCACAGAGCCACUGAAAAAUGGUGCCCUUAGUUCUUUGACAACUGCUAGUGCCAACCUAACAUGGGCUUUAGUACCAUCUGUGACAGAUGAUGGAGAAAUGCAGUCAGCCAUAGAGCGUUCAGCUCGUGAAUUGAUCCUGGUUGAAGAUGAGAUGACAGAUACCGAAGAUACCGAAGAGGAGGAUUUAGGUGUCAUGGAUGAUCAGCGUAGUAUAAUUCUUCAUCUCAUCUCACAACUCAAGCUUGGAAUGGACCUAACCAGGGUAGUACUUCCAACCUUUAUUCUGGAGAAGAGGUCCCUGCUUGAAAUGUAUGCAAACUUCUUAGCCCAUCCAGAUCUAUUUUUGUCAGUUGCAGCUGGAACCACUCCGGAGGAAAGAAUAAUUUACUUUGUGGAAUAUUACUUAACAGCCUUUCACGAAGGCCGAAAAGGAGCUGUUGCCAAGAAACCCUAUAAUCCAAUUAUUGGAGAAACCUUCCAUUGCUCUUGGGAUGUGCCUAAAGACAAAGUGAAACCAUUCAGAACUAACAGUGCCUCUUCAUCUCCCAGUAUUAAAAAGAAAGGGAUUGGGCAGAAUCCAUCUGAGUGCUACAAGCUAAGGUUUGUGGCCGAACAAGUAUCCCAUCACCCACCAGUAUCUUGCUUUUACUGUGAGUGCAAGGAGAAGAAAGUGUGUGCAAACGUACACGUGUGGACCAAAAGCAAGUUCAUGGGAAUGUCUAUAGGUGUUUCUAUGGUAGGUGAAGGCAUUCUUUAUCUAACUGAACAUGAAGAAGAAUAUGUGUUCACACUGCCUUGUGCCUAUGCUCGCUCUAUACUGACCAUUCCUUGGGUGGAGCUUGGAGGCAAAGUCAAUAUUCACUGUGCCAAGAGUGGCUACUCUGCUACAGUCACAUUCCAUACCAAGCCUUUCUAUGGCGGGAAAGUUCACAGGGUUACAGCAGAGGUGAAGCAUAAUCCCACCAAUACCAUAGUAUGUAAGGCACAAGGGGAGUGGAACGGUACGCUGGAAUUUUCGUACAGCAACGGAGAAACCAAAAUAAUUGACACCACCAACCUACCCAUUAUUCGUAAGAAGAUUAGGCCAGUAGCAAAACAAGGCCCAUUUGAAUCCAGACAUCUUUGGCAGCAUGUUACCAGCGCCCUGAAAGAAGGCAACAUUGGUGCUGCAACGGAGCACAAGCACUUUCUUGAGGAGAGGCAGCGGGCAGAGGAGAGGCAACGAGCAGCUAGCAAUACACCAUGGAAACCAAAAUAUUUUAUCAAAGAGGGUGAUGGAUGGAUAUACUUUGAUCCCCUCUGGAAGACCCGUUGAUAAACUCACCUGGACUCGUAAGAAGCCCAUUUCCUAAAGGCAUUAAAAAGAUGCACUAUUUAAAUUUUCAGGUGUGAUGAAGUCUUGCUAUAAAUUAAAAGCUGUGUACUAUGAAUAAUGCAGCUCAAAACAGCUUAAAAGCUCAAGUUUAUUGAAGAGCCAUUUUGUGUGUACGUGUAGAAGUGCACACUCUCUUACUGUGUAUUGAUAUAUAGAAGCCUAUUGUGUAUACAGACACACACAGUGAUUAAGGGUCAGAUCUUUUGCACUGAAGUCAAUGUGUACCACAUUGCUUGCAGGAUCAGGCUUCGCAUUAGUAAUUAACACUUUUUUAUUAUUACGAAUUGAGGUUUUUCUAUUUUUCACAUUGCCAAAAAUGUUUUGCACUUAAAACCACUUGACACUGACAACUAUUUCAUGGUCAAGCCCGUGACUUAAACAAGUUGCUUUAUUUGACACAAGAAUGAUAUUCUCUGUGGAUAUCCUCGUGAGAGCAUGUUUCGGUCUUUGAUUCUCGAGCUUCCUGGCAUCUUGUAGGAAGAGAGGAAUCGAUCUUAAGCAGCCUUGCUGAUCCAUUGCCCCCAACUUUCCAGAGGUUGCUUUGCAUGCCCGUUUGCCAUUUUGCUCCCUGGGAAUUUUGGAUUUCCUGGUGAGUCAUUUGCCACUGGAUGUGCCAGAGACCUCUGAAACCCCAUGCUGUUUGUUUUAUGAAGUUCCAAGUAGUUAUGUCUUGCUUCAACAAACCAUUAUUUUGGCUAUAUCAACUUUUAAAAAUGCUUCCUUUUAAACAGAAAGCAUGUCUAGCUUUCUAGGAAAAUACCAGUUAAUUAACAGGCAGUUAAUUGAGCUGCUUAGAUAACACUUCCAUGGCAAAAAUAAGGGCUUUUAAAAAUGUGGAGGAAAGAAUUCUGCACUGUGUAUUUUUUCUUGAAAUGUAAAACUGUUAAGUGACACUGUAGGCAGAUUCACACAACUGUUGGGGUCCCCCCACUUCCUACGAUGAAGUAGCGUUUUCUAUUAAAUUUUUACGGGCUGUAAUCAGGUACUCAACACUUUUGAUUCACUCUUGGGAAAGUGUGGGGCAAAAUCCAACCCCUCGUUUCCCACCCUAAUCAGCUGAUUGGUAUUUUGAGUAGCCCCAGCUGCUGAAUUGGAUAGGGGAAUUGCGUGUGUAUAGCAGCCACUUGCAUAAAUUCAGAAUGACUCAGGAGGUCAAUAUGAGUUUAGCUUGUUUUAACAAUUAGUCUGUGGCUAGUUUGUAUUAUGAAUGUAUGUUGAGCCAUUCCAUAGGUGGGACCAGGAUGUAUGAGGAACCCUUUCAUGAGGGGAUUGCAAAAGCCAUUUCACACAGUAGGCCAUGUAAGUCUACCAGGAUGUUGAAAUUCUAUUAAAAUUCGCUAAGCUCUAGUUGUGCUCCAGUCAUAGCUCAUAUUUCAGUGGCAAAAUAGGUUUGAUUUCUAAAUUAACAUCCAUGUAUAAUGUUCUCUGCUCAGUGCUUAAACUAUCUUUAGUGCCCCUUAAAAUAUCCUAUGUAUUAGUUAUGAAUGCUGAUCUUUACAUUGUACUGAUUAUUUUUUGUGCCUUUUGUCUGCUUGAAUACACGACUUGCAUCUUGUAUGUAAACAGGAAAGAUAUAUUUGUUAGCUUUUUAAUCUUUUUUGAGCAGAAAACUAAGGUGGCAGUCAAAACUAUAUACAUGUAUCUAUGAUAAAGGAAUGUAUUGCAUCUUAACUCUUUGAGUUAUCCUUCUGUUAACAUUCUCUCCUCUAAAGAACAUCAACAUGUCUGCAUAUUUAGCAAUUGGUCCACACUCUUGAGCCUAUUUAUUGUAUACUGGUCUCAGCAUAUGAAACCAUUGUAUUUACAGAAGCAGAAUUUUUCUUAAAUGUGUUAAACCUGCUUUAAAGGAAAUAAAACUGUACAGCCUCAAAUGUAAUGUAUAGAAACUUUGUUUUGCAAAGAAAACUUUAUUUUUCUGUUUAAAAAAAAUUGUCAAAUUGGUCUGAACAGAUGCUUGUACCAGCAGAUCCUAAUUUAUACUGCUUGUAUCAAGUCUUGUGUUAAAGUGGUUGGCCAGGCAACUACCCUUGAGUAGUCCACUGAAAUCAGAAAGUUACCUCUCAGUACUCUAUUUUGCUCAUUCGCCAAAGGACUAGUUAUUUCUAGAUUACUUAACUUCACAACUCUGUCUAGAGUCAUGGGUUGUAUUUUCCCUCACUGAUUUGAUAAGAAUGGUUAUCAGUACUAUAGGCUGUAGAUAGGUGGUUACAUCUGAAUGAGGACUUUACACUACGGUAAAAUAGAUCAUCUCUGCAUGGUCAUUUCAUGGUGCAUGAUAAACAUGCUAUUCACACACUGGUUUCUUGCUUAAUGUUAGUGAAAUUUCUGCUGCAGCUAUUGAAAUCUGCACAGGUUUAUCUUCUAAGAUCAACAGGAUCAGGGUCUUAUUUGAAUAAUGCAACUAUCAAGAUUCCAAAAAGAGCCAAACUUUUUUCCUAAUUUUAAAUCCCACUCCGUAUUUCACAGUUGAAAGGUUAUGCUGGGAUAUGAAGAAGCAACAUGCCUUAUUUGUAGGUCAUUUCAUGUUUGUCUUAUGCCUGCAACUAAAUACUUCCUUUCAGUGUAGAUGAUAUUGUGCACUCUGAAUUGUAAUGUAAAUUUUGAUGUACUUCCAGUUAGCCUUUUUGUGCACAGCUGUAGAACCUAUGCAAAUUUUUCUUAAAUAGAACUGUUCAUAAACAAGUUUAUACAUUUGUUAAAAUCAAAUUCUCUGGCAGUCACUUCUGAUUAGCCUCCCUUUCAUAAUUUGUGAACUAAAAUCACUGAAUAAAUUUUAUUUGAAUGUA